Messenger RNA from Raphanus sativus (radish), 3696 nucleotides. RefSeq names its product rho GDP-dissociation inhibitor 1. Gene Ontology annotation, molecular function: Rho GDP-dissociation inhibitor activity; protein binding. Gene Ontology annotation, cellular component: cytosol; cytoplasm; membrane. The transcript is spliced from 3 exons. Gene Ontology annotation, biological process: Rho protein signal transduction. NCBI's taxonomy places the organism in Eukaryota, Viridiplantae, Streptophyta, Magnoliopsida, Brassicales, Brassicaceae. The coding region runs from base 3101 to 3460 and encodes 119 amino acids. The record is from RefSeq and is a predicted model, not a curated record.
UUAUGUCUAUUUUACACCUCAUGCCACAUAGAUAUACAUAUAUAGAACUUCAUCACUUAACCAUUACUCGUGUUCCAAAAAAAAGCAUUACUCCUCAAGUUGUAUUUUUUUCUAAAACAAAAAAAAUUCUUAUAUAUCUAUUUCUCAACUAAUAUUGGAUUUAUUUAUAUUAAUUAUAUGUAAUAUAAUAUUUUGAAAAGUGUUUGCUUUCUUCUUAUGUGACUUUAGUGAACGUUACAAACAAACCUUCCAUAUUAUCAAUGCUAAUCUUAUUAAACUGAACGUUACAAGGUUAAUGUUAAACAAACUCUUUUAGGUAGCAGUCAAACUUGCAUUGAUUAACGCCUGCGAAAGCAUCUUUAUUCUAUUGAUUGGCCAAACGAUCACUGCUGUAUUCACUAGGUGUGACGUUUGAACUCAAUAAUAUACGAACCUUUGUUGUAAACUAUAGACUCUCUAACCUCUUGUAUGUCUAAUUUUUGUCGAGUCGCUGUGGUGUAGAUUAUAUUGUUCUUUGAAAUUUAUUUGUGCUCAUUUUAAACGAAGCAUUGAUAUUUAAGAUACAAUAGUUUAUAAGUUAUGUUUGGAUGGUUACUAAUCCUUUAAUCUUUCUACCAACAGAAUGUCAGAAUAUCUAACUUUGUAGAUUAAAGCUUAUAGAAUUCACAAAAAAAGAGGGAGUUAUUAAUUUAUAGAUUAUGUUUAGGUUUUAGAAUGUACAAUAUAUAUUUAGGUUGUAGUUUUGCAUAUAUAUCGAGCAAAUUGCGAUUAAGAUCAUAGUUUUUUUCAUUUCCCCCACUAAAAGAAAAGAAAAAAUAUACAAGAAUCAGGCCACAUACUCGCAUGAUCUGUAAAGAUGGCCAGCAGAAAAGCUGGUAAAAAAAGGGUUGGACGGCUACGAUGACCCAUUAGUGGGUCCCAUUUAUUGUAUAAUUUUGUUUGAUAAUGAACAUAACUAGUAACGCACCCACCAAUAAUGCAGAAGGGAUGAUGUUACGAGAUCGGAAAUUUUAGGUAGCGAGGAAAAACAGUACAAGAUUAACACAAUAAUAAUGCAUUCAUAACUAUAUUUCGAAGUUCCAGAAAUGUAAAUUUCAUCACAUAUGAUAAACAAAUAGCAAUCCAUCACGUCGUCUGUCCAUAUCUUUAUCUAAAUAUAAUUGCGUCAUUGCUAGUAACUUUUUUUUUUGACAUAUAAUUUUUUUAACCUGGUUGAAUCUAAGGGAGUCGCAAGCUCGCGAUUGAUUCAUUCUCCGGGACAUUCAAAUGGGUCUUAAAACACGGAUUCAUAUCCACGUUAGGUGAACAGAACAAUGUGACUUAGUUUCGCAUAGAAGGAGGAUCGAACCUGAAAUGUGUUAGCGUCCUAAGCAUGUCCACUACCAUUUAAUCAUAAUUGCGUCAUUGCUAGUAACUUAAAUGCAUACAUCUACUUCAUAAUAAUCUAUAGAGAUAUGGUAUACUUUGUAGUUUUAAAUUUUUGAUCUAUAACCUUUUUCUGGUAUUGGAACCAACCUGCAUUGAUAAUACCACAUUUAGAAAAGAUGAUAAAGCAUUUUUCGGAGAGAGAGAAUAUGAAAACUCUAGCAUCUAUAGUGUGGAUUCAAAUUCAGAUCUCUUAAAAAUCUACAUAACGUUUUAACCAUCCGACCAUAGACGUGUGGUUUAAUCUAUACUAUUAAAGUACAAGCACAUUUGGAUUUUUACUCUGUUUACCCCUAUUAAAGAGGUUUUCUUUUGUAUUCAUUAAUGACAUUUUGGACAUUUUGUAUUGGUUUCUUUUUUAAUUGUUUUUGGUUUGUCAUUAACCACCGGUUUCCUAAUUCAAUUUUGGUAUGUGAUUAUUCCGUGUUUGAUACUGCAUCAUUUUAAUAUUUUUCCAACCGGACAUGUUUGAAACUGCAUCGUUUUUUCUCAAACUAUUUAAUGGUUUGGUUUUAAACCGCUUUUUCCUAAAUAUAAUCCCAACUAUCUAACAAAAAUUAUAUAAAAAAUAAAAAUUGUUUAUUGGUUCAACCAGUGGUUCAACCGGUAACUGGAUUUCGAUUUUAGUAGUUUUUAUUGGAUUUUUAAUUUUUUUUUUUCAAACCCGAACUGAAUUUAUCUUUGAUCAACCGGUAAUCCGUUCAACCGCAGGUCUCAAUCGAAUUUCAAAACACCGAUCAAAACUAUAAAACUGUUAUAUUGAUUUACAUUUAAAAUAUCUAAUUCAAAAUUAAAAACCUAAAAAUACAUGUAUAAUAUAGUUUUACCGAACAUAAAUCUAAAUAUAAAAUACAUAUAUGAGACGGAUUAUAUAAAUAUAUAUACAAGACGGAUUAUAUAAAUGUGAUUAUAUAAAAUUUUCACCAAACAUAAACCCGCGCUUUGAAAGCGCGGAUCAAAAUCUAGUACCACAUUUAUUUAAUAUGUAGGUGACCAUCUUCAAGUAAAAUUGAAAAACUGACCUUCCAUGAGAACUUUCAAAUAUCACUAGAUCAUCAUCACAAUAUCAUGUCUUUAAAAGCUAGAGAUGUAUUGAAAAAUAAAGGGGAACUUUUUGACGUGAUUGAUAAAUAUUUGUAAUGUAAAUCUAAAAACGUUGUAAAUAAGAAUUCACUUUUGGUGUCGCAAUUAUGAUAAAAGUCCCAUGUCUUGAACAUGUGUAAUGCUUCUUUUUUUUUAUCAAAGAACAUGUGUAAUGCUAAAGUCGAACAAACUGAAGCAAAAAUGUCUCCAGAAAUAUAUAUACAGUGAAAUCUCUAUAAAUUAAUAAUGUUGGGACUACACUAAAACUAUAUUUUAUUAUUAAUUUAUAGAAAUUAUUAAUUUAUCGAGGUACUAAUUGAACCAAAAACUCAAUUUAGAAUUAUAAAAUUAUAUUAGUUUAUAGAGAUAUUAAUCUAUCGAUUAUUAAUUUAAAGAGGUUCUACUGUAUAUAUGUUUAAUUCUAGGCCGUUGAUUUAGGAGUAGACUAUAAUCUGACGGUAGAGGACUCAUAUUAUAGGGUUGGUUUCGAAAGAAGAAAAUCUCUUAAUAAAAUUUUAAAAGGGAAGGAAAUCUUUUUUAUUGCCAAUUUCUUUUGCUUGGCACUUGGAGCUUGACGGCAGUGCCAGCUAACAUGGUACUGACGAUACCUGAAAACGGAAGACCGACAUCGAAAGGACCAUGGUUUACUCUUAAAGAAGGCUCUAAGUACACUCUGGUGUUUCCUUUCCGUGUGGCCAAUAACAUUGUGUCCGGUCUCCGGUACAGCAAUACGAUUUGGAAAACCGGAAUCAAGGUGUAUAGUAGAAAGCAGAUGUUAGGAACGUUUAGUCCACAGGCUGAACCGUAUAACCAUGUCAUGUUUGAAGAAUCAAUACCGUCUGGUAUGCUUGUGAGGGACUCCUACUCCGUUAAAUCUAAGUUCGUAGAUGACGAUAAUAACUGCUACUUGGAGAACAACUAUACCUUUGACAUUCGCAAGAAUUGGCUGUGAUCUAUCACAUAAUUUACCCGAAGAAGAGAAACAUAUUAUAUUAUUCAUUAAAAUGUUUCUAUUUGCUCUUAAAUCUAAACUUGUUCUUAAAUAAUGUAUGUUCAUAUAUAUGGUUCAAAGAUUAAAUUAAAAAAAAAAGCUCAAGAAAAUUCAUUAUUUUACUAAACAUUUCUAUGAGGUCCUUAAAGAAAACCUUGUAUUCUGCGGAAUGUUUAUUAAAAAUAAACUAAAUUCCU